This is a messenger RNA of Colias croceus (clouded yellow), 2582 nucleotides long. RefSeq names its product transcription initiation factor IIA subunit 1 (gene TfIIA-L). NCBI's taxonomy places the organism in Eukaryota, Metazoa, Arthropoda, Insecta, Lepidoptera, Pieridae. The record is from RefSeq and is a predicted model, not a curated record. Gene Ontology annotation, cellular component: transcription factor TFIIA complex. The coding region runs from base 118 to 1101 and encodes 327 amino acids. The transcript has a single exon. Gene Ontology annotation, biological process: transcription initiation at RNA polymerase II promoter; transcription by RNA polymerase II.
GAUGAGAUGUGAAUACGCUCGUCGAUGCGCACUUCUCACCUUCAAGUGUUCAAAUCUUCAUACUUUUCAAUUAGUUGAUGUGCUUGUUUAUUUAUAAAACUAAUCCAUAACGUCAAAAUGACGACGAGUCAGACAUCCGUGUUAAAACUGUACAAUUCUGUAGUGGACGAUGUCAUUACCGGAGUACGGGAUUGUUUUCUCGAUGAUGGUGUAGAUGAACAAGUAUUACAAGAAUUAAAACAAUUAUGGAAAUCCAAAUUAGUCGCUAGCGGCGCUAUGGACCCUCCUCAACCGGAGCCACCUGUUAUGCCUCCUCCUCCACCAGUCUUACAAAACUUUCAUAAAGCAAAUGGUAGUCAUUUAUUACAAAAAAGGCCUGAUAUGGUUCCACAGACUUCGGGACAAUCUGGAGUGGAACAUGGCGCUCCAGCACAAAAUAUGGGAGGUGGCCAUCCCCACCCUGUUCUUGACCCUAAUAAUAAGGUACCAGUACAAUUAACCCUACCUGCACAACCCAAUGUGCCUGGUUCACAGCCACGUUCCUUUACAAUACAAAUACCUGCAUCAGCCCUUAAUGGAAAUAAACUCCAUCAAGUUUUAACGGGACCAAUUAUCAAUGCAACCAUCAGUUUACCGCAGCCCUUAGCUGCAACCUUGCUUCAACAACACAUAAAUUCAGCACUGGCUGGUCAACAAAAUGAAUUUGAUGGCGGUGGAGGUGGCCGAAGUGGUGCAGCACCAUUCUCAUUAGAUGGUGCUAUGGAUUCCUCUGACGAUGAAGGUUCUAACGUUGGAGAUGGAUCGGAAGAUGGGGCCGGUGAUGAUGAUGAGGAUGAGGAAUCUGCAGAGGAGAGAGCUGAAGAGGAAGAAGAGGAAAGGGAUGAAAGUGGUGGUGCGGAAGAGGAACCACUAAAUUCUGGAGAUGAUGUUUCAGAUGAAGAGCCCGGCGACAUGUUCGACACUGACAAUGUAGUUGUAUGCCAAUAUGACAAGAUCACGCGCACACGUAAUAAGUGGAAAUUCUAUUUUAAAGAUGGCAUUAUGAAUCUAUCUGGUAAAGAUUUUGUUUUUCAAAAGGCCAAUGGCGAUGCUGAGUGGUAAAGAGAUUGAUAUUAAUUUAAUGUGAUUGAAUGUUUAACGUUGGUGUAAAUUUGACUGUUGUCUGUUAUGGAACAAAAAGACAUUUGGCAUUACUGUAAGAAUUUUCUCUUUUUUCACGUUCAUUGACUUUAACCAAUUCUAAGACUGAAAUACUUUAAUUUUGUUAAAUCAAAUGUUUUAUUACUUGUGCAUUACCUUACUAGCUUAAAAUUUAAUCUAGACCAACAAAUACAGGUAUUUUUUAAACAAUUGUUUUAAAGGUCAGCCUUAAAGAUAUAAACCUUGAACAUAUAAAUGCUGUAACGGUUGAAGUCAAUGCUGUGUUUGCUCAUUGAUAUUUGAUAACAAUGUGAUUUAAAUUGAAAUAUUCAAAAAUAUUAUUCAAGCUUCACAAUAUUUAACCAUUAUUUAUCCAUAGUCUUCAGUGCCAUAAAUGUUAACAUUCUGUUAGGAAGCAUAAUCUCGACCAAAGCUCUAUAAUCUAUAUAUAUAGUAACUGAUCCAUAGAAGUUUUAUGGUCAAGAAAAUUUGUUGCAUUUCAAGUGAAAAUAAAUAAUUCACAUUGUUUUAAACAUAAGUAAUGUCAAAAUGUAAAAUAUCAUUAUCAUACUUCAAAAGGUUAAUAUCAUUGCAUAUAUAAUUUGUGAUUUGUAUUGCUUGUAUAGGUAAGUCGAAAGAUAUCAAACAUGUACAUUGUACAUUUAGUAUUAAUGCAAAGCAAAUAUGAAAACAAUAGUUUUGUAUCUCAAGCUUGAAUGAUUAAAUUGAUAUCCAUAUAAUCUAUCUAGGAAAUUGCUAUAUUAUCACUACUUAUGAUUGUGUACAUUGACAAAAAUAGUAGUUAUGAUUACUAAGUUUUGAGUUCUAUAGUAUUUUUGAAAACAAACAAUUUUUAUAGUUUAUUGUCAUCUGUGUAAGCUGUGUAUAUGUAUUUUUUAAUUUUUAUGUAAUUUAAUGAGGAUAAUAUAUGUAUAAAUAAUCUAAAUUACACUGGGCAUAAACCAAAAAUUACACCUAUAAACAAAAUUUAAAUCAAUUCUUACCUGUUCAUUAUAAUUUUCAGGUUAAUUAGUAUCCUAUGGUAUUUGCGGUAUGCAAUAACUAAAUUUGGAUUUGUUUCAUGUUUGCCUUCAUUAUAAUAUGUCCAUAUUUCCUUGUAAAAUAAACAUUCUUGAUUUAAUAAUUUUGUUUAUAAUAAGUAUGUAAAUUUAAUUUUUAUUUGCACAAAAAUCAUUUUGUUUUCUAGUAUCUUUAACACUCACCAAUAAAUCUAAUGUGAUAUGAUUUAGUGCUUAAUUUAGGUAAUAUAAUCCUUAAUAGGAAAUUCCUAGUUAAUAAUAUUAUGUCUGAUGAAUUUCUUUCUAAAUAUGUACCUAGUUUACUUCUCAAAUUUAAUUUAAGUUUUCCGUGGGUUCGUUUAUAUAAUUUGUUUUAAUGCUGAAAUUGAUGAGAAUGGUGAUAAUAAACAUGUUGCAUUCUAA